Molecule: messenger RNA, 1458 nt
Organism: Rotaria sordida
Lineage: Eukaryota; Metazoa; Rotifera; Eurotatoria; Philodinida; Philodinidae
Source: the annotation of a GenBank genome assembly
AUGUUUAUAUGGUAUAUCCUAUUAUUAAUUAUUUCUUAUGUUUAUUCAAUUGAAUUUAAUUUAAAUGAAAUAAAUAAUAAAAAUAAAAAUAAUCAAUUUGUUAUUUAUCCAUCUUUAUAUUUAUGUAAUAAUGGUUCAUUUUCAUUUGAAUUUCGUACAAAAACAAAAAAUGGUUUACUUUUUUAUACAUAUGAUAAUAAUUAUUAUAAUGAUGAUUCAAUACUUAUAUCAAUAUAUAAUGGAAAAUUAAUAGUUGAACAAAAAUUUGGAAAAAAUAAAUCAUAUGAAAAAUUUGAACAAAUAAUUAAUGAUAAUAAAUGGUAUAAAAUUGUAUUUAAAAAACGUUCAUCAUUAAUAAUUGAAAUUUUACUUUAUACAGUUGCUUUAAGAAAUGUUGAAAAUCGUAUAAUAAAAACAAAAAUUUUAAAUUAUGUACCAUUUACAACAUUAAAUAUAAGUUCAUCAGUUUAUAUUGGUGGUUUACCAUUAAAUAUAUUUAAUAAAAAAUAUAAUUCAAAUGAUUUUUUAUUUUCAUCAUAUCAAGGUUAUAUACGUAAUCUUCGUUAUGGUUUAUGUGGAUGUCCUGAACGUAUUCAAUAUCCUAUUUUUUCAUCAUUAUCAAAUAAUUAUCAAUCUGAAGUAUGUGAACAACAAAUAUCAUUAUGUUCAAGUUCAUCAUGUGAAUGUUUAAAUGUUGAUGAAGAACCACGAUAUCAAUGUGAUUGUAGCAAUAAAACAUGUAGUAUUUUAACUAUGAUGAAUAACAAUCUUAUUCAAUAUAAAAUUGAUUUUACAUCUGUUGAAUAUAUAUCAAAAAGUGACGCAAUAUCAUUUACGUAUGGUACAUAUCCAAAUAUUUUUAAUGUUAUUAAAAAAAAUGUUAAAACAAAUUCUAAUGAAAAUAAUCUUAUAACAUUUUCACCUAUUCAUAAUCAAGAUGAUAAUUGUAUGUGGAAUUUAAAUAUAUGUUCAACAGAUUUAAUUUUAACAUUUAUUUUUUCAAUUGAACAUUUUAAUAAUUCACAAACUAUUUUUACACAAUAUUUAAAAAAUGAUGCAUCAAUUCAUAUUAAUUUUAUUGUUUUAAAUUCAUCAUCAUCAAAUUUACAUUUUGAUCUUUGGUUACCAUUUAAUCGUGGUAUUUUACGUACACAAAUAACUGAAUUUCCUUAUCAAAUACCAUUAUUUAUUAAUCUUGUUUAUCGUUCACCAUUAUCCUUAUCUGUUUUUCUUUUUGGCCAACUUAUAGAUUAUACAACAAGUUCGAUUUAUAUUCAAUCGAAUAAGCCAUCUUCAUUAUCUUCUUCAUCUUUUAAUACAUAUGUUGAUUUUCACUCAAUAUCUUGGUCUUAUCAAAAGCAACCAUUUGAAUGUUGUGCAUAUAUGCACAAUGAUGAGCGUUUUAAACGAGAUACAACAAAUCUCGAUUUAUGUCAAUGUAAGUCUAAAAAAGAAUAG